UUGUAUCGCCAAAAGAGCGAUUAGCCAAGAAAAUCUUUGGCGUCGAGAAACAGGCCUAGUAUACCCCCGUUAUAUCGUGGGACGCCUGGUGCCUGCACGCGCGUCGUUUUUGCUCUUCGUCGGUCGUCAUGAUUCAGCCAACGAGCCUUGCAUGCCCCCCGAACGGUCGCUCCUCUGGUUCUAAGAACCCGCGGGCGAUUUGUUCUUCACCAAUAGAACCUCGAGAUUUCGGUCCAUUCACGCCGAAGAACCAUGCUGCGGAGUGCGAACCCGCGUGACGUCAGAUCUGGGAAAUACGCCGGACCAAGUGGUGGCAUAAUGUUGCGCCCGAACAAACUGCAGCGGAGAAAUAAUUCUUGGAAGAAAUAGUCGGUUUAUGCAGCCUCCGGAUCAAACGCAGCGCGAAUAUCUAGCCUAUCUACCUCCGUAGAACCGAUUCAGAGAACCCGAUAGUUGGAAUCGGUAACCCCGCUGCAGGUUUCAGUUAUACCUGCAAAAUCAAAAGCAGCGCGAAAAAGUCAGCCCCUGUUGCCUGCCUCUCGACAUCGUCAAGGACGCCGGUUCGUAAUCCACAAAACGUCAAUUAAAGUAAUCCUUCACUCGAACCGAGCAUAAUAAAAAUAAAUUAUACCAAUUGUCCAGCCGUGAAUGUACAUACACCACGUAUUCAUAUACCUAUAAGCAUUCGCGGUUGUUUUUCGCAAGGAGUUCCAGGAACCGAGUCCAACGCCUGACUUCAAUCCUGCCCGGCGCGCUCGAGAAGCACCUUGAAACUCACAAUCAGGUGCAGAGGAACCCGAUUCGCGCCAAAAACAAAAAUCAACCAGAAAAAACCCGCCGCAUUUUCCAAUACGCCUCAAGAGACAAGGUGUGCAUACGCACGUAAGGAAUCAUCAGCCGGAUCCAAAGAGGAUCGGAUAAAUCACUCCGAUCGGCAUCGAUGACACACGGUAUUGUUCUAUCAGGAUUUAAUGAUAUGGUCUAACGGAAGAUCGAAUCGAAUCUCCUGUGCCUCUCGUUUAUAAAUUGUUAUAAGCGGGCGACUAUAGCUCCGAAAAGUACGGAGUGAAUUAGUCUCUCGAUUGCCGACGGUGCCGCAGUACACGGGUCCAGUCUACGCGGCUAGCCAGCACGUUUGGAAAAUACAAUCUCCAAAUCAGACUCCGCGUGAUAUUCGCACCAGAUCCCGGAAGGCGGAUGAUUCCAAUUACCGGGAAUCCAUUCGUCGAGUAGCUACCAUUGAAACGAGCGACCGGAUGUAGCUUUGAGGAGUCAUCGAUGUCCAUGAAUCAGCAACGCAGUCAGCCGGACGACCUGCAACGCGAUACCGGCGUCGGUGAGUUACUCUGGCGUCAAGACAGUCGCGAGUCGUCGACAGGUGAAGAUGAAGAAAACUUUCGUUCAGCAGUUUCCGCGGAAGCCGUUUAUCGAUUCCCUUCCAGAAUCCCGUGGGAUCUGGAAUCCGCUACGAUCAACCGAAGAGAUGCACGAACAUCGGUAUCUCCACCUAAUGCGGGACUACGUCACACAACGAGUUGCGAGGAACUGAUACCCGAUAAUACGAAGAACGAGAAUCAUCUCGCGCCAACUCUUCCGGUUCCGAGUAAGAUUAUUCGCGCGGAAUGUCAUCCCAGAAGAAAUCCCAGAAGAUUGGCCAGGGCUAAGCCUUUUUCCUACAUCGAAUCGCCAACGGAUCUCGAUGAGUCGUCGUUGAAUUUAACGAAGAAACAGUUGACGGAUACUUCCGGAAAUUAUGGUGAUUCAGCGGCAACUGGUACAGAGGCCGGAACGCAGAGUAUACGGUGGUCCUCGGUGAGUCAGGAAUUGGAUAAAAACGUAACUGCUCUAGAUGAGACCAGGAACUACCGACGAGUUUGCCGGUAUGGAGAGAUGUUCGACGCAGACCUGGCGCUCCGCCGAGAGUUGGAGCUCCUCGAUACCGGGACUACCGAAGAAAACGGCGACUUCUCACCGGGUGGACGGCAACCUCGUGAUCAGGAACACGAAGAUUCCUGGCCCGGUUCAAUAUUCCACGGGAGUGCUUCGCGAAUCAAACAUCCUGACGGAGGACCCCACGCCGGUGUUCAUCGUCAUCGGGAGAAUUUACUGGAAGAAAGUUUGUUCCGGUCAAAAAGGGAGGCAGAAAAUAUCACCGGAAAUAAAAGGGUUUCACCGAAUCGCAGUGACAGUGGGGAGCUUGACGAAGUUGAGUGCGAAUCCAGUGCAAGUGAGGAAUUACGUGGAGUGUCAGGAUCAAACGAGUCCUGUCCCCGACCUACGAGGUUCUCGUCCGGGAUCGAGCGGGUUGUUGGAUCUCGAGAACCUUUCGCCGGUCGAACGGAGCCGCGGGUGCAUUGUGGAGAACGUGAAACUCGAAACGAUGAAGAUGAUCAACGGCUCGAGGACUCUACGCGUCUGCCGAACACCCUUCAGCUGCUUAGAACCUCGCAAACUUCGCAACACCAGGACGACGAGUGCAGAAAUAUCAUGCAGCGCACGGAAGAAACUGGUGUUCGUAAUAAAACCGGAUGUAAGGUGAAACCGGAAAGGUCGAAAAAGCAAAACGUUGACGCUACCGAACAGACGGAUGAACUUGUUUUGGUGCCUUUCGACCCAUCGGAAUGGAAUCAAAGUCACGUUACGUCUUGGGUGUCCUGGUGCAAAACGACAUUCUCGAUGAAAUCAGCACCUUCUGCUACAGAUUUACCACCGACAGGCAAAGAGCUUUUAAAUUUGACUGCCGAACGCUGGCGAAGUCUACCUGGAGGACAUAUUCUCGCUGUCCAUCUUGCCCACCGACGACUUCAGGCCACGGGAGUCUCCAGUCCCAUCCUACAGGAGAUGACCAAAUUUCCCUGCAACGAAAUGGAACGGAUCAGCCUCCUGCAGAGGACUUGUUCGCUGAUUGGCUCUGGAAGUGGUGGCCCGGGGUCGGUCGGGGGAGGUCAGGUCCAGCUCUGGCAGUUCCUCCUAGAGCUACUCUCGGAUUCGUCGAACGCCUCCUGCAUUGCGUGGGAGGGCUCAAACGGAGAGUUCAAGCUCACCGACCCGGACGAAGUCGCUAGAAGAUGGGGCGAGCGCAAGAGCAAACCCAACAUGAAUUACGACAAACUUUCGAGAGCACUCAGGUACUACUACGAUAAGAACAUAAUGACAAAAGUCCACGGUAAGAGAUACGCCUACAAGUUUGACUAUCAUGGAUUAAUGGCGGCUUGUCAAGCACAGGCAGGAGUCACGGUGGACCCGCCACAUCCGCAUCACAUUUAUCCUUCUGGACCUCCACCUCCACCACCACCUCCCCCACCUCCGCCUCAUUACUGUUGGCCCUACCCCCGGUAUAGUCCGGCAACUUAGCACCUGUGCAUUCGAAUGAUGAUGAGAUUACAUGUUCCACGCCCUGUGGGACCCCUCGGGAUCCUAUGGGAUUUCCUAUAAUCAUUAUCAUGCAUCAUAGGUAUGCAUGUAUUUCAAGGAAGAAAACUCAUGAGUUGAAGAAAAAUACGAUGCAAAAACAUUCUGUGUAUAGAUAAACAAUAAGAAAGAACAACAAAUAUAUAAAACCCUUCAAUUUUCUAUAGAUGCAGUGAUAGUAUAUAAUGAUUGUUAAUAAUUAUUGUAAUAACAUUGUAUAAUUUAUAAUAAAAAAAAUCAUUGUC
Molecule: messenger RNA, 3656 nt
Organism: Athalia rosae (coleseed sawfly)
Lineage: Eukaryota; Metazoa; Arthropoda; Insecta; Hymenoptera; Athaliidae
Exons: 4
Coding region: 1279-3354 (691 amino acids)
Biological process (GO): cell differentiation; regulation of transcription by RNA polymerase II
Cellular component (GO): nucleus
Molecular function (GO): sequence-specific DNA binding; DNA-binding transcription factor activity, RNA polymerase II-specific
Source: RefSeq, a predicted model, not a curated record